UGCACCCGCCACGCUAUAAAAAUGCGAAGGCCAGGCGGUAAUUCUCGUCGCCACCAACCAAAGCAGAGCCUCAUCAGCUUCAGUGCUUCACUGCAACUAUCUGCUUCUUAUUCUUCCUUCGCGUCGACCGAUCGGCAGCAUCUGCAAUGGCGAACCACGCAGCCGCCGCCCUCCUGAUCGCGUCCCUCCUCGCGGCAGUCGUCCUCGCCGAAGCCAGGGUCACCGUGCAGGUGCAGCACGACAUUGUAGGAGGUUACGCGGUGAAGGCGGUGCCGGCGCUGAAGUGCAACGAGGUGCACCAGGUGCAGACGGACGACACCUGCUCCUCCGUGGCGGCGAGCGCCGGACUAUCCGACGCGCAGUUCCUCGGCUUCAACCCCAACAUCAACUGCCUCAAAGUCUUCCUUGGCCAAUGGGUCUGCCUCGACGCGUCCUCCGCAUAAGCUAGCAGCCGUGUGUCUACGCCGCCGCCCCCCAGCCGUGCAAU
Messenger RNA from Lolium perenne, 487 nucleotides. RefSeq names its product lysM domain-containing protein ARB_03438-like. The record is from RefSeq and is a predicted model, not a curated record. Lineage: Eukaryota; Viridiplantae; Streptophyta; Magnoliopsida; Poales; Poaceae. Gene Ontology annotation, molecular function: chitin binding.